ACACACAGCUCCUAGUUGGUGGCCAGAAGACUCUGCUUGUAGGUAUGUCCAGGUUGAUAGAUCCUCUAGUUGUUGGGAGGGUGAUUGGAGAAGUCCUGGACUCCUUCAACCCCAGCGUGAAGAUGUUGGUCACAUACAACUCCAACAAGCUGGUUUUCAAUGGCCAUGAACUCUACCCCUCUGCAGUCACGUCAAAGCCUAGAGUCGAGGUCCAGGGUGGCGACAUGAGGUCCUUCUUCACACUGGUCAUGGCAGAUCCAGAUGCACCAGGGCCAAGCGAUCCAUAUCUCAGGGAACACCUGCAUUGGAUCGUGACUGACAUCCCAGGCACCACGGAUGCUUCUUUCGGAAGGGAGAUGGUGAGCUACGAAAGCCCACGUCCAAACAUCGGCAUCCACAGGUUCGUCUUUGUUCUCUUCAAGCAACAGCGACGGCAGGCCGUGUCGCCGCCGUCCUCCAGGGAUUACUUCAGCACGCGCCGGUUCGCGGAGGAGAACGACCUCGGCCUCCCGGUCGCCGCCGUCUUCUUCAACUCUCAGAGGGAGACAGCUGCCCGGAGGCGUUGAACGAUACAUGCACAUGUAACGUCUACGUUAUCCAACGAAGGCCUUGUGCUGUGGUGCCAAGUAUGGAUAUAUCCAUGUGUACCCUCUUCCCCAUCCCAUCAUUCUCUCUCUGUUGUCAGGUGUAAUGUUAUUGUCCAUCUUCAGUUCAAUCCACACCUCUGUUCUUACUGCAAGCUUCGCUGUGUGGGUGAUGUGUGAUUCAGAACGAGGCUGACCGAGAGCAGUUCGCGAGUUGAAUCUGCCAUCUGGUACCGGAGAAAAGAAGAGAUAUGGUUCGAUACGUGUCUGCUCGAAGGGCGAGAAAUGGUACGAGCGCAGUGGCCAUGGCUUCUG
This is a messenger RNA of Musa acuminata AAA Group (dessert banana), 899 nucleotides long. Its product is annotated as CEN-like protein 2. The transcript is spliced from 4 exons. Bases 45 to 566 code for a protein of 173 amino acids. Lineage: Eukaryota; Viridiplantae; Streptophyta; Magnoliopsida; Zingiberales; Musaceae. The record is from RefSeq and is a predicted model, not a curated record.